UUCUCUCUCUUGUCUCAGAUCAUUAAACACGCAUGCUGGUCUGAAGCGGAGAGCCAAAUCAAACCCUUCCCAAUCCGUACACCCCUUUGCUUCGUCUUCCACCCUUUCCGCUUUCUCUCUUCUCGCUUCCUCCGUCGCCUUCCCUCCCCUCCCCAUCCCAAACAUCUCCGUCACCCUCUUUAUCCGAGCUCUGCCGUUACCCAGAAGCAUCCUCAUCUUAAAGAGACAUCGGCGUCUUCUUCCGUCCGACGAUCGGUUCUUGAGUGAGUAUGCUCUCCGAUUCUUCGUUUUUGCGUCGUUUAUGCGAGAUCUCACAGCGAAAAGAUCGAUCUUUCCAGUACUGUUCUGCGUUUUGUGUGUUAAUCGUAUCUGGUAUUGAAUGGUCAGAUCGGAAUGGGAGGACUUGUUUGAUGUGGAAAUAGUGGGUGGAUCCUCGAGAUUUGGUUCCGAGUUUUGGCAGGGCUAGGAGAGGUUUAAUCGUUUGGUCGUUCUUAUCCAGAGAUGUAUUGCUGAGGGGUCUCGCUACGGUCGUUUAAUUUUUGAGCUGCGUUGAUGUACAAAACUCACGGGAAUCUGGAAUUACUUGCAGAUUGGAGCUUUUUCCUGAGGGGUUUGUGCACUUGAGAUGGACAUCGGCUGUUUGUUGAAGUCGAUAUACUUUGUUCUGAAGUGAUGACUUUGUGCUGUCUCAUCUGAUAUUUCUGAUCGUUUCAGAGGGUUGUGGGGUGCUAUCGUUAGACAGUCUAAAAGCUGCGGAUACUCUUGGAAAUAUCAACAGAAUAAUUGAACCAGAAAGUGGCUGACAAAAGUAUGAGAAAGAAUGGUGGUCUUCACUCAGGGAGAUCAUUUACUGACAGAAGAUGGCUUCUUCCAUUCUUUGCAAGCCUGCUGGUCUCAUUUACUCUUUUCAUGGCAACUAUUUUUGGGCUAUUUUCCUCUCAGAAUUCCGGGGAUUCCCUGUCCUUGGACGUUGUCACUUUUACUGGUCUAGAUGAUUCCGAGCUCUAUUCUGUGGAACUAGAUAGGAAAAAGACAGUGGAGCAGCCAGUGGCUUUGGGAAAUGAAGCUCCACGGAUAGCUUAUCUGAUAACUGGCACAAAAGGUGACAGCCAAAGAAUGAGGAGAACUUUGCAGGCAAUUUAUCAUCCUCGAAAUCAGUACAUUCUUCACUUGGACCUGGAGGCUCCUCCUAGGGAAAGGAUAGACUUGGCCAUGUAUGUCAAGAGUGAUCCUUUGUUCAGUGAGGUUGAGAAUGUACGUGUGAUUGCAAAAGCCAACUUGGUGACGUACAAGGGCCCGACGAUGAUUGCAUGCACCCUUCAUGCGAUUGCCACUCUGUUGAAGGAGAGCUUGAGAUGGGACUGGUUUAUAAACCUCAGUGCCUCGGAUUAUCCUCUUAUGACGCAGGAUGAUAUACUUCAUGUUUUAUCUUCUUUGCCUCGAAAUCUCAACUUUAUUGAGCACUCACCUAUUGCUGGUUGGAAACUGACUCAGAGGGCAAGACCGAUAGUUGUUGAUCCAGGUCUUUACUUGUCGAAAAAAUUCGAUGUCUUGGUAACUUCUGAACACCGGGAACUGCCAACAUCUUUCAAAUUGUACACUGGUUCAGCGUGGGUGAUGCUUUCUCGGACUUUCCUCGAGUAUUGCAUAUGGGGAUGGGAAAACCUUCCUCGAAUUGUCCUGAUGUACUAUGUGAACUUCAUCUCCUCACCUGAAGGCUACUUCCACACAGUCAUAUGCAAUUCUGAUGAGUUCCGAAACACCUCCAUAAGCCAUGACCUACAUUACAUUUCCUGGGACAACCCUCCAAAACAACACCCACUAUACCUUUCUACCAAAGACUUCAACAAAAUGGUUAAAAGUGGUAUGCCUUUUGCUCGGAAGUUUGCAAAAGGAGAUCCAGUUUUGGAUAAAAUCGACCGUGAACUCUUGGGGCGGUCCAAAGGGGAAUUCACCCCUGGUGUGUGGUGCAAUCAGGGAUCAGAUGAGGCAGAACGAUGCUCCUCGAGGGGUGAUGACUCUAAGUUUCUUCCAGGUCCCGGUGCUGAAAGGUUACAACAGUUGAUGAAGAAGCUCAUGUCCCAAGAAUUCCGCAAUGGAAGCUGUUCGUCAUUGCAGUAUGAUCAAACUAAGAGAGGUUGGAUCACUUCUUAGAAAUGCACCCUAACAAGAGUAAUUCCACAGUCCUUGGUUCUUGCGUUAUAGUUCAUGAUAUCUGUGAGACGCCACAUAUGACUGUUCAUGUGCCUGCAAUUCGUUUCACACUUGGUCGAUAGCUGUGGCAGUCUCAUCCCUUGGUCGGAAUUCUGCAAAGCCUUCAUGAACCAUUUGGAUCGACAUAGCUUCGGCUGCCUAAUACAUGGAUGUUGCAGUGUUCUGGAAUUAGGAGACUUGUGGGCUACAAAACUCAGAAUUUGGGUAGAGGUAGUCUGAGUGCCUCAGAGAGCUGGAAACAAUUAUGGCGAGAGAUUCAUUGUACCAUCACCUCCAUUGAAAUCAGAAGUUCUAAGGAUCAAGCCAAAUGAGUUUUAGUUCAUGUACUGGAUUUACAAUUUGUAUCUGCACUUUGCGAGACCAUAAGAAAUUUCUACUAAUUCUGUGA
Molecule: messenger RNA, 2602 nt
Organism: Musa acuminata AAA Group (dessert banana)
Lineage: Eukaryota; Viridiplantae; Streptophyta; Magnoliopsida; Zingiberales; Musaceae
Product: beta-glucuronosyltransferase GlcAT14B-like
Exons: 5
Coding region: 811-2154 (447 amino acids)
Cellular component (GO): membrane
Molecular function (GO): glucuronosyltransferase activity
Source: RefSeq, a predicted model, not a curated record